GAGGAAGCCAUAUUCAUUAAUGCCGAGAACUCUCCGGCGGAAUCUCAAACCCUAAACCUAGUUAUCCGGCGAUCGAGAAGAACGCACGAUCUCCGACGGAGGUGAAGAUGACGGAGGAGGUGAAAUUCAACGUUCUGGUUUCUCUCUUCAACUGGAUUCAGAAGAGCAAGACCUCCGCUCAGAAACGGUCCAAGUUCCGCAAGUUCCUCGAUACCUACUGCAAACCUUCCGACUACUUCGCCGCCGUCCGACUCAUCCUUCCAUCUCUCGACCGCGAACGCGGAAGUUACGGCCUCAAGGAAUCCGUACUGGCCACGUGUCUCAUCGACGCGUUGGGCAUUUCCCGCGACUCACCGGAUGCUGUCCGCCUCGUCAACUGGCGGAAGGGCGGCACCGCCAAGGCUGGCGCCAACGCCGGUAACUUUGCCCUAAUCUCCUUCGAGGUGCUGCAACGUAGGCAAGGAAUGGCAUCGGGUGGAUUGACCAUCAUGGAACUGAAUGAUUCGCUUGAUCGUUUGGCUUCCAGCGAGAACAGAGCAGACAAAACUUCUGUUCUUUCCACUUUGAUUCAGAAGACAAAUGCGCAGGAAAUGAAGUGGAUCAUUAUGAUCAUCCUGAAAGGCAGGACUUUUUCAUGCAUGUUUUCAGAAUGUUUUACAUCCCUUUUUGGCCUAUUUCUUCCAGAGAUACAUGAGAAUUCGAUUUCUGUUGCUCACUGCUUUACAGAUUUGAAGUUGGGAAUGAGCGAGAAGAGCAUUUUUCAGGAGUUCCAUCCAGAUGCUGAGGACUUGUUUAAUGUCACAUGUGACUUGAAAUUAGUCUGCGAAAAGUUGAGGAAUCGGCAUCAGCGGCAUAAGCGCCAGGAUAUAGAAGUUGGGAAGGCUGUGCGGCCUCAGUUGGCUAUGCGUAUCAGUGAUGUAAAUGCUGCUUGGAAAAAGCUCCAUGGGAAAUCUGUGGUUGCUGAAUGCAAAUUUGAUGGAGAUCGCAUACAAAUACAUAAAAAUGGCACAGAGAUACAUUACUUCUCUAGGAACUUCCUUGACCAUUCUGAAUAUGCACAUGCAAUGUCAGAUCUUAUUGUACGAAAUAUUGAGGCUGACAAAUGUAUUCUUGAUGGCGAGAUGUUGGUCUGGGAUGCAUCUCUCAAUCGAUUUGCUGAGUUUGGUUCGAAUCAGGAAAUAGCCAAGGCAGCAAGGGAGGGCCUCGACAGCCACAGACAGUUAUGUUAUGUUGCCUUUGAUGUUCUUUAUGUCGGGGAUACCAGUGUCAUCCACCAGAGCUUGAAGGAACGACAUGAACUUCUGAGGAAAGUUGUUAAACCUUUAAAAGGCCGACUUGAAGUCUUAGUACCUGAUGGUGGUCUCAAUGCUCAUCGCCCUUCAGGGGAACCUUGUUGGUCCAUUAUUGCUCAUGCUGCAGAUGACGUUGAGAAAUUCUUCAAAGAAACUGUUGAAAACAGAGAUGAAGGAAUUGUGCUGAAAGACCUGGAUUCUAAAUGGGAACCCGGAGAUCGUAGUGGCAAGUGGUUAAAGUUGAAGCCUGAGUAUAUUCGGGCUGGUGCUGACCUAGAUGUUCUUAUUAUAGGGGGCUAUUAUGGCUCUGGACGUCGUGGAGGGGAGGUAGCACAGUUUCUGGUGGCCUUAGCUGAACGACCAGAGGCAAAUGUAUUUCCCAGGCGAUUUAUUUCCUUUUGCAGAGUUGGCACUGGACUUUCUGAUGAUGAGCUUGGCUCUGUUGUGAGCAAAUUGAAGCCUUAUUUCAGGAAAAAUGAAUACCCAAAGAAAGUGCCUCCGAGCUUUUAUCAAGUCACAAAUCAUUCAAAAGAGAGACCAGAUGUUUGGAUUGAAAGCCCUGAGAAAUCAAUAAUACUUUCAGUCACUAGUGAUAUCAGGACAAUAAGAUCUGAGGUGUUUGCUGCACCUUACAGCCUGAGAUUUCCUCGUAUCGACAGAGUAAGAUAUGACAAGCCUUGGCAUGAAUGUCUUGAUGUACAGUCUUUUGUGGUGUUGGUAAAUUCAAGUAAUGGUACAACACAAAAACAGAAGGAUUCUGAAAGCACACAGGAUAAACAGAAAGUCAAUAAAUCUUCCAGGAGGGAGAAAAAGAAUGUCCCUCUUGUCCCCUCUCAGUUUAUACAAACUGAUGUUUCUGAUAUCAAGGGCAAGAGCUCAAUCUUCUCAAAUAUGGUAUUUUAUUUUGUUAAUGUGCCUUCAUCCUAUUCUCUUGAUGCAUUGCACAAAAUGGUGGUUGAGAAUGGAGGAAAGUUUUCAAUGAAUUUAAACAACUCAGUGACUCAUUGCAUUGCAGCUGAAAGCAGUGGAAUAAAAUAUCAGGCAGCAAAGCGUCAACGAGAUGUUAUCCAUCUUUCAUGGUUGUUAGAUUCUUGUUCAUGGAAUAAGCUGCUUCCUUUGCAGCCAAGGUACUUCCUCCACCUCACCGAUGCCUCGAGGACAAAGUUGCAGGACGAAAUUGACGAAUUUUCUGAUUCUUAUUAUUGGGAUUUAGACCUUGAAGGUAUCAAACAGGUCUUAAACAACGCCAGGCUAUCUGAUGAAACAAAAGCCAUUGACUACUACAAGAAAAAGUUUUGUCCAGAGAAGAGAUGGUCCGUUUUCUUUGGCUGCGGCAUUUACUUCCACCCUUUCAGUCAAUCAUUGAGAACUGAAGAGGAAGCUCUGUUGGGUCUUACGGCAAGGAGGUUGGCACUUGAGGUCUUAAUGGGCGGUGGAGAAAUUAGCAACAGUCUUGCUCAUGCAACACAUAUUGUAGUCCUUGGUUCAUCAGAAGACCAUGUGGAUUUUGAUUCUCUUAUGAAAAGUGUUGAUGAAAUGGAGAAACGCCUUCUUUUGAAGAAGGGUCUACAUGUUGUUAGCAUGCAGUGGCUGGAGGAAAGUUUGCAGAGAGAGCAAAAGUUGAUCGAGGACACAUACAGUCUGAGGCCUAGCAACAUGGUGGAGUCUGAAACAGAAGAAUCAGAUAAACCUGACCAGGAUGCAACAGAAGUGCCUUCUUGUGGCAGUGCACAGACUGGAGGACGAGGUUCCUCCAAAAGGGCCAUCACAAGGCCAAGAGAAAGGCCGGCUGCUCGAACAGCAAAGAGAGGAAGGUCUAUUCCCAAUCGAACACAGAGGGUGCAGACUCGCAGAAGCAAACAGCCUUCUAAGAUAGGUGGAGAUGAAACAGAGGAGAAUGAGUCUUCUGAAGAGUCAGAACCGUUACAGAGAAACACGAGAGGAAGAGGUUCUUCUAGAACCCGAAGAACACAAACACUCCGAAGAGGCAAGAAGCCUUCGAAGAUAGGCGGAGAUGAAUCCGGGGAAAAUGAUGCUUUCGGUGAAAAAACAAAGGAAGAGACUGCAAAGGAACAAACAAAAACAAGUGAUGAAACAGCCGACUCCCAAAAAGAAGAUCAAGAAUCAUUGCUCAUACGCCACAGUGCUGAAGGUGAGGCCUCACAAGAUGAGGGAAGUUAUAAGUCAGAGAUUGAGAUGAAAGAUGAUUUCGUCAAUGGCGAAAACAUAGAGGGAGGCAGCAAAAGAGAGAAGGUGGAAAUCAUUGUGGAUCCGGUCCAAGCCAUGUUAAUGAACAUGUUCCCGAGCCUUGCUCCGAAAAGUGCGGAGGAGACUUCAAGUCUGAUAACCGGAAAGCCUUCAACUUCUUCCACCAACGCGAACCCUUCGGACAGCAACCUCGGAACUGAAACGGAUGACAUGCCCCCGGUGAAGAAAAAGAAAGUCAGUUACAGAGAUGUCGCCGGAGAACUGCUUAAAGACUGGUGAGCUUUGCCAGGUAAAUGCUCCUUUUGCUUCUCAGUUUUCUAUUUUUUGUCUGUAAAUAAUUCCUAAUUAAAAAGCUUGUUGGGUUGUGACCUAAUUUGUUUGAGAAAAUUUUGUGUGUGUGUGUAUUGAAUGUCCUCGUACAGAAGACGAGGAUCGUAAAAAAUUUGAAUAGCUGAACGGAAAAAACGUAUAGAAAAUUAUUAUCGUUCGAUAUGGAAAUGUAUUUAUUUUCCA
Messenger RNA from Tarenaya hassleriana, 4013 nucleotides. Its product is annotated as DNA ligase 4. Gene Ontology annotation, biological process: DNA biosynthetic process; double-strand break repair via nonhomologous end joining; DNA recombination. The record is from RefSeq and is a predicted model, not a curated record. The transcript is spliced from 25 exons. Gene Ontology annotation, cellular component: DNA ligase IV complex. Lineage: Eukaryota; Viridiplantae; Streptophyta; Magnoliopsida; Brassicales; Cleomaceae. Gene Ontology annotation, molecular function: ATP binding; DNA ligase (ATP) activity; DNA binding. The coding region runs from base 108 to 3779 and encodes 1223 amino acids.